Molecule: messenger RNA, 3028 nt
Organism: Sciurus carolinensis (gray squirrel)
Lineage: Eukaryota; Metazoa; Chordata; Mammalia; Rodentia; Sciuridae
Gene: Leng9
Product: leukocyte receptor cluster member 9
Exons: 1
Coding region: 734-2353 (539 amino acids)
Molecular function (GO): metal ion binding
Source: RefSeq, a predicted model, not a curated record
UCUGUUCAUUAUAGCGGAUAAGGGGAGAGAAGAGAGAAAAGACUGUGGAGUCCCAGUGCCUGGGAGAGUGGUAGGUGUCAUCCGCAGUGCCGGACUAGGUCGAUUGGCAGGCAGUGGUGAGGUGCGGUUCCUUCAGGGCCCUCCGGGGCGUAGCCAGGCAGUUCCUCCCCCAGGGUGCGAGUGCCCCGACCUGGCCUGGCCGCUCCUACUGCCUCAUUCAUUCAUCAAAUAUCGAUUGAGAAACAUUGCCAGUGGGACUUGGUGCCGGGCCCCAGCCGCAGCCUCAGCGAGGUUGCAGAAUACUGAGGCCUGGCAGCUACAGCGGCCUUGCUCCCAGCGUCCCAGUGGGCCCCGACAGGGUGGAGCCACCCUUUAUUCUGGGAGUGGUCGCCGAGGGAAGCGACUGGAACCCAUUUAGAGUCUCAAGGGGCGUGGCUCCGGUGCAGAGGACCAAGUUCUCGAAAGGUGAGUUGCCAGAGAGCGGUGGCAGCAUCCUACGUUUGGGCACAAAGUUCAGCCUGAGCCCGUAGGCAUCUGGGUGCUUUUAAGUUCUCCGAGGCGCAAGACCGUGCCCGCGAGUACUGUGAACUGCGGGUGGGGCCAGGUUCUCUCCCGCCGGCUCGGAAGGUCGGAGAACCUGCGUCGACCACUCCACUAAGGGCGAGGCCGGGAGCCUAGGGGAACUCCAGAAGGGCGAGGCCAGACCCUCUAAGGCCUCCCAGGGGGCGGGGACAUGCGUGUCAACCACUUGAGUGCGGGGCGGGGCCUUGUAAAUCAGAGGGACUGGGUGCCCGGGCGACCGUGGGUAAGGUACGAGGUGUGGUCCGGGCGCCCGCAGCUGGAGUCAAACUCUGGCGCAGCGUGUUCCCUCAGGAAUCCCUGUGAGACCUCAGCACCCGAGGUGAUGGCGGGGCAGCCAGAACUUCUGCCGGAGGGCCCCACCGAAGACCCCGCAUCCCCGCCAGCUUGCCGCUACUUCCUGGAGGGCCGCUGUCGCUUCGGCGCCCGCUGCCGCCAGUCGCAUCCCGGCGCGGAGGCGCCGCCUGGCCGAGGGGCGCAGCCGGAGGCCGGAACCAAGAAGCCGCCGCUGCGCACAGCCGCGGCGGUCAUCCAGCGCAUCCGCUGGGACCCGCGCCUCGACCCCGCCGACUUCUCGGUGGGCUACGUCGACCGCUUCCUGGGUGUGCGCGAGGAGCCCUUCAGCGCCUUCUGCUGGGACGAGCCGCUGGCGGCGCUCGGGCCGGGCGUGCUGGCCGUGCCGCAGCACCGCGUGCGCUACUUCCGCUUCCGCGGCCGCCUGGUGUGGGACCGCGCCUCGCGCACCGACCUCGUCUUCGGCUCGGGAUCGGCAGCUGGCCGGGGGCCCACCAUCCUGGACGUCCUUGACGGCGAGGACGCACUGGAGACCCCGGACGACGAGAGACCCUGCGAGGCCCCAGCAGGGCAGAACCAGGCUGACCCCAAGGGAGCGAGCGAAAACACGGACUGGACAGAGCUCCGGGAAUCCGACCUGGAGGAACCCGGAAGAGACCGCGAGGCGGCCAAGGAGAGGGGGCCGGGUGCGGCCAUCGACUCGGGAAAAAAAAUCCCGAGGGGGCAUCUCGCAGAAACAGAGAGGGCAUUGAGGGCACCCGAGACCCACGGAGCCACAGUGCUGCCAGGCACGGAGGCACAGGCCGUGGCAGCCCCAGGAUUGUCUGUUGGGGAGAUGGAAACGGAGUGGGGUGCAGAGGGCAAUGAAAGGGACGUGCCAGCUAGGGCUGUGGCUCCUCGCCAACCCCGCCCUACACAUUUUGUGGCCCUCAUGGUGAGCGACCUAGGGCUGCAGGCAGAAGUGGCCAAAGUCCAGGAGCACCUAGUCCAAGUUGCCCCAUCCUGUGCUGCCUUCCUGGUGCCCACACAUGCCCUGCAUCUGACACUGGCCCUUCUGCGGCUGGCAGGCCCAGGGGAGGAGGCAGCGGCAGUGGGAGCUCUGAGAAGGGCCCUCUUGGCCCCAGGGCUUCAGGCACCCCCACGGCUGCGGUUUAAGGACUUAGUACUCCUAAGCCACCAUGUACUUUGUGCUCCACCCUCCCCCACACUGGAAGGCAUGGCCCACGUACUGAGCCAGAGGCUGGAGGCAGAGGGGCUGAGAGUGCUAUGGCCCCCAGGGGGGCUGCACCCCCACCUCACUCUGGCCAAGGUACCCCAUGGCUCCCAGGUCUGCCUCCCUGAGCCCAGGUUCAGCCUGGACCAAGAGCUGCAGAGCCAGCCCCUGGGGCGACUCUGGCUGUGCCGCAUGGGGAAGGCGGGUGGCCCCUACCAGCCCCUAGCUGACAUGCCCCUGGAGUUGCACACUGAAUCCGAACAGUGAAGGGGGACCCAGGCCAGGCAGAAAGGACAGUGCGUGCGCUGUGUGCUCUCUCUCUCUCUCUCUCUUUAAUUUUGGUUUCUCUCAAGCUUCCAAAUGGUGCUCAGUGCUCCAAGGAAAAGAAUGAAGGAAGGAAGGGGAUAGGAGGGGAGGGGAGGGAAGGCAGAGGAGGGACAUCUGGAAAAAAGCAGCCUGACAGUCCAGCUGUUUGCGAACUCAUAGCACAUCCUCCAGUUACAUGGCAGAAGAGGAAGGGAGGACCGAAAAGAAAAGGGGAGGAAGAAGAAAAAAUAACUUAAAUAAACACACACACAAAGAAAAGAGAAGGAAACAUGACGUGAGCUGGUGAUCCAUGAAGGCGGGAGGGAGGGAGGGUGACCGGUUUACCUGUGCUGAGCCAGGGAGGGCUGGGAGCAGGAGGGGGGGAGGGAAAGGGAAAAAAAAAUCAGAAGAAACAUUGGGGCGAGGAAGGAGGGGACACGGAGACAACUUAAUACAACUUGAGACGAGGCGGCCCGGCCGGCUGGUCCCGCGAUGGCCUCCGGAGUCCUCAGUGCGGUGUGGUGAUGCUGGUCUGGUGGUGGUGGUGGUGGUGGUGGUGGUGAUGACGAUGACGGCGUUGGCAUUUCUGGGGUGGGGGACCAAGGGUGGGGCAUAGUCUCUAAGCAGCUCCCCUCA